CGCGCCCCCGCCUGCCUUGCUCAAAGCCUGCGAAGAGCUUGGCUGGGCUCUCCCGUCGCAGGAGGGCAGGCGGCUGAGCAGCCCCGCGGGUCCCGCCGGGCCCCUUUCCGGGAGGGAGGCGCGUCUAGCAGGGCGUGGUGGGCCGGCCGUGCUCCUUCAAACCCCCCGCGCCGGACAGGCAUGUGGCGCCUCGACGCGAGCCUGGUUGUAGCCGGGGCGUGAGGUGGCCGCUUCGCGCUGCUCCGCCGUCGAGUCCCUCGGACUGUCCCGAGCCUUCGUCGUCGUCUGCAAGGGAAAAAGGAGGAUGAAGGAGGUAAUGGCUAAUAACAGUACAACAAAUAUAUCUCAAGCAAGAAAAGCAGUGGAGCAGCUGAAAAUGGAGGCAUAUCUGGACAGGAUAAAGGUAUCCAAGGCUGCGGCUGAUUUAUUGGCAUACUGUGAUGCUCACAUGGGAGAAGAUCCCCUUAUUAUUCCAGUGCCCACAUCUGAAAAUCCCUUCCGGGAGAAGAAGCUCUUGUGUACUAUUCUCUGAAUCACCUUGCAAUUAAAAAUGACCUUUGGGAGAAAA
Messenger RNA from Podarcis muralis (Common wall lizard), 568 nucleotides. It is a transcript of the gene GNG4, whose product is annotated as G protein subunit gamma 4. Gene Ontology annotation, biological process: G protein-coupled receptor signaling pathway. Lineage: Eukaryota; Metazoa; Chordata; Lepidosauria; Squamata; Lacertidae. Gene Ontology annotation, molecular function: G-protein beta-subunit binding. Gene Ontology annotation, cellular component: heterotrimeric G-protein complex. The record is from RefSeq and is a predicted model, not a curated record.